AUGUCUAAAGAAGCAGGAGAUCAAGAAGUGGCUACACUCUCACCCCAUAUACUCAGUAACGGUAAUGGUGAUAAGUGUAGUAAUGAUUUUAUGCGUAGUUUAACUGAGUACGAGAACCAGAAAAAAAACGUUAUCAGUGAAAAAUUCCAUAACGGCGAAUAUGGCAGUAGUACAAAUCUCUUUAUCAAACAAAAUAACAGUACUCAUAUAGAAAAUAUUAAUUAUGAUCAAGAAACGUUUGCUCAGUUCCCCCCUAGGACAUCUGCAGUGAAUGCUGUAGUUGAGGCACAUGAGAAUAUGAUGGCCACAACAGUUGGUACAUCUAAUACUACUACUACUACUACUACUACUACUACUACUACAGGGCAAAGUAUUACAUUUGAAUCUUUAUUUGCAGAACAAAUGCAAUCACUCACUGCAACAAGUGUUAACAAUUUCUUACAUCCCAUGCAGGAGUCUACGAUGAACUCCACCCUUCCACUACACCUUGGUGAGGAUACUCUCACCUCUACUCUUACUACUACAGACUGUACCGUACUUUUGGCACGAUUGGAUUCAAGUGCAGCUCAAUUACUAGUACAAACCGUACCACAACUUGCUACUACAGGAACAACAACGGCAUCAGAUUUCUUUUCACUUAGUGGAACGGAUACAUUUGGUAAAUUGACAGAAACUCGAAGUACAGUACAAACAAACUCACCUACUAUUAUUAGUAAUCAAUCUUUUACUAAUAGUAGACGAAGUAAUAUGAAUACUAAUGACAAUGCUGAUAGCAGUAGUGGUAUAAUGCCAGGACACUUACAGCCUGAUAAUACGUAUACCACUUUGACACCAGCAAGACCUGUUAAUUCCAGUGAUAUUUUAGGAUUUGCUCGUAUAGCACGUGGUGAUGAAAACCCGAUCAUACCUCUCACCCACGAUAGUAACUGCAGUACACCAUUACGGUUAUGUGGCCUCUCUCUUGAAAGGUGUUCUCCGCCUCCUUUGAGUCCCCCAGGUGAAGUGGACGCAGAAACGGCGGAAAUUAUAACUGCAUUUAAAGCAGAUGCGCACAAUGAUCCUUUGCUCUUUAGUUAUGCAAUGCAGGAAACCUCUGUGGGGUUCAGUGAAACAUUUGGUACUAGGACAGAGACAGUGUGUUCCAUCGCUUCCCAUAGCUCCACUGGCCAAGUAUUAGACUUUACAGAGCGCACACACCAAUUGGGUUAUCCGGCAUAUGUAAAGAAUAACGAUGAUGAACCGCUACAUAAUGAACUAGAAUCCACAAUCGCUCCCCGUACAACAAUGGGAGAAGAAACAGUGACAACUGUUGCCGAAGAUGACAUAUGUGAACUAGAACAAGGGAGGGGGAAUCACAGCAAUAACAACAAGAACAGGAAUCAUAAACAAGCUUCAGAAGUACUGGUGAAACCAUAUCCCCUUAAAUCAACUUCAUUAUUGAAAUCCGCUGUUAAUUCUGACAGAAUACAUUUCAUGUCAAUUGUCAGCGCAAUAAGUGGGGCUAACUAUGAGUCUCCUAUUACAGGUACACCUGAGAAGCAAUCCCCUUCAAAAAGCCCAACACCCCUAUUAGGAAAUCCUAUCACUCUGGAGGACAACAAUGCCCUUUCUCUCACUAGCAAUGUUGCGCCAGGAUCCCUUGUGUCUGACUCGGUACCAAGACUAUCACACACUGCCACGCUCAAUGCUGCAGAUUUACCUUUAUUGAGUCCCUCUAGAACGUAUAGUAGUGGUAGUGGUGGUGGUCCUAAUGACGCGACAGCAAUCAAUAGCCCUCUACAAAUCCCCCACGUCAACAGAAACAACGACGACUAUGGUAGUACUAACAACUACAUUGAAGAUAACAGGACCCUCCUUAAACCAGAAGAAGGAAAUGAAACACAGGAUGAGGGUUCAGGUAAUCACAAUGAAGGUUCAGGUGACCACAAUGAGAGUUCAGGUAACCACAAUGAGGGUUCAGGUAAUCACAAUGAGGGUUCAGGUAACCACAAUGAAGGCUCAGGUAAUAACAAUGAGGGUUCAGGUAACCACAAUGAGGGUUCAGGUAAUAACAAUGAGGGUUCAGGUAACCACAAUGAAGGUUCAGGUAAUAACAAUGAGGGUUCAGGUAACCACAAUGGGGGUUCGGGUAAUAACAAUGAGGGUUCAGGUAACCACAAUGAAGGCUCAGGUAACCACAAUGGGGGUUCAGGUGAUCACAGUGAGAGUUCAGAUGAUCACAAUGAGGGUUCAGGUGAUCACAAUGAGGGUUCCAGUAACCACAAUGAAGAAGAUGACGGUGAUUUCGGGGAAUUUGUGGAGGCGUCACCAUCUCAAACAUCGUUAGAAAAAGUUCCUGUUGAUGCUACUGCCCCUCCAAUGCUCUUUCACUCUUCCUCAGGGCACCAAGAUGAAUUGCAUCUCCUGCAUAAGAAUGAAGGGUCCGGUGAUCACAAUGAGGGUUUAGAUGAUCACAAUGAUGGUUUAGAUGAUCACAAUGAGGGUUCCAGUAACCACAAUGAAGAAGAUGAUGAUUUCGGGGAAUUUGUGGAGGCGUCACCAUCUCAAACAUCGUUAGAAAAGGUUCCUAUUGAUGCUACUGCCCCUCCAAUGUCCUUUCACUCUUCCUCAGAGCACCAAGAUGAAUUGCAUCUCCUGCAUAAGAAUGAAGGUGAAGGAAACCCGGGAACAGCUGUGAAUUCCACAGUUGCAGAUUCAGCCGCUAAGGAAAACGUUUUCGGGGUACGGCAAAAAACGGUGCAUUUCGAUGAGAAUGAACCCGUUAUAAUUGAACCUCUUCCAGAUGAAGUCGUGAAUGCAUAUCCCGAGGAAUACAUAGUCGCAGAGGUGAAUAAAGGUACCGAUGAGGGCAACGAAGAAGAAGAAGAAGACGAUGAAGAAGAAUGGGCUGCAUUUACAGAGGCCUCCCCUUCUCCCUCUGUGCCAUCAAGAGUGGUGACAUCCACUGAACAUAAAUUAACAGAGAAUAGCCGGCCCGUACCGAUGGUCUCUCAAGCAAGGGAUGAUAAUGAUUUCUUUAUCGUUGAUAGUGACAUAGACAGGGCAUUGCUUCGACAGCGCCUUUCUGAACUCGCUGGGUGUGUGAUGGAAUCUGAUUAUGGCAAUACAGUUAGCGUCAACACGGAGGAUGAAUAUGAUGAAUGUAACAACAAUUUUAGGGAGAACAAUGUGCAACUGGCUCAUUCACGAAGUGAACUUCUAAUUAGUACUAUGGAGGCUAUGUCCUUUACACGGCGAGCUCAGUAUGGAGCUUCUGAAGAUGAAUUCCUUGGCAUUGGAAGCUCAUUUGUGGCCAGUGAUAGCUUUUCUGCCUCCUGUAAUAUCUUUGGCACGUAUUCAACGGUUACAGAUGUGGGUGAGACAAGAGAUCCCAACCAACAACAAAACGUAACCCCCGUUACUGUGGACCCUGUUGCAGCACUUCAAAUAGCUGACCGCCGCUCCUUACGUUCUCGCGAAAACCUUGACUCCCUUCUACUAAACAGCUCCCAGGAACGACAUCCUAUUCCUGUGGAAGAAGUUAUUGCAAGAGUGAGAUCCAUUGUUGAAGACCAGGUAUUGCAGUCUGAGAAUGGUAAUAACUCCACUUAUCACAUCCAUCCUACUCUGCAGCCCCCACAAAUUGGGGGCAGCGUAUACCCCGCACCGUCCUUGCAGCUACCGAUUUAA
Trypanosoma theileri is the source of this 3669-nucleotide messenger RNA. RefSeq lists its product as uncharacterized. Lineage: Eukaryota; Euglenozoa; Kinetoplastea; Trypanosomatida; Trypanosomatidae. The record is from RefSeq and is a predicted model, not a curated record. Bases 1 to 3669 code for a protein of 1222 amino acids. The transcript has a single exon.